Molecule: messenger RNA, 1026 nt
Organism: Aureobasidium uvarum
Lineage: Eukaryota; Fungi; Ascomycota; Dothideomycetes; Dothideales; Saccotheciaceae
Source: the annotation of a GenBank genome assembly
AUGUCCGACUCGAGCCAGCGCCGGUUCCGCGGAUGCGCUGCCAUUGACGACUUCGACAUUGUGCAGAAGCUGGGUGAGGGCACAUUUGGAAUCGUCUCCAAGGCCCGCGCAAAACGAACCGGAGCCAUCGUCGCCCUCAAAAAGAUCUUGAUACACAACGAAAAGGAUGGCUUUCCCAUCACUGCUCUGCGCGAGAUCAAGCUGCUCAAGAUGUUGUCUCACGCGAACGUCUUGACCCUCCAGGAGAUGGCUGUCGAACGCCACAAGAGUACGCUACACCUCUCCGACCAUGAUCUACCUUCGCCUAACCCCGACUAUAGANNAGACGUCAAGAAGCGCGCCACUCUCUACAUGGUCUGUCCAUACAUGGACCAUGACCUCUCGGGAAUGACCACCAACCCCGACAUCUCCUUCACCGAGGCUCAGAUCAAAUGCUACAUGCUACAACUGCUCGAGGGCUUGCGCUAUCUGCAUGACAGCCACAUCUUGCACCGCGAUAUGAAGGGUACCAUCUACCGCACCCUCUCCCUCUUGACCGAGUCUCCCUCUGACGCCAAACANGCUGCAAACAUUCUCAUCAACAACCGCGGUCUACUCCAGAUUGCCGACUUUGGUCUCGCUCGUCACUACGAUGGCCCUGUACCCCAGCCUGGCCGAGGCAACGGCGAUGCAGUGCGCGAUUACACCACCCUUGUCGUGACACGAUGGUACCGUCCUCCAGAGCUUCUCUUGCAGCUGAGACGAUACACUCCGGCCAUAGACAUGUGGGGCGCUNNGGGUUCGUUGCUCCUUGCUUCUCUGCAGUCUUCUCUUCUAACAUCGGGCAGCUGUGUUUUCGCCGAAAUGUUUGAGGGACGACCCAUCCUCGAGGGCAAGUCCGAUCUCAACCAGGCCCAAAUCAUCUUCGAGUUGGUCGGUUCACCCAACGAGGACAACAUGCCUGGCUGGUCGCAGCUUCCCGGGUGUGAUGGCGUCAAGGAAUUCGAGCCUCAACGUGGUUCUCUGCGACAACGGUUCCGCAAGUGA